CAACACAAGCUUUGUGGUCAAACUUUUCAGCUCUGACUGAGGGGCGUCCAUCGGGGGCACCUUAGCUUAGCACCUUAUCUCUUGCACUGACAUGUCAUUCAUGAACUAAUGAAAGUGAAUAUGUCGUCUCCUCUCAACGCGGUUUCUGUGUCACCGGGAGUCAGCGUCACGACCGUGAAUCCUCUUCCUUUUGUUGUAUUUCUGAGGGAGAUGUGUUUUUACUUCCUGGGUCUCAGGGUCUGUCACACUCCCCGGCCCAGGUUUGAAGUGGAUCCUUCGUUGCUGAACGAGAGACAUGAGCGGGGACGGGGACCUAGUGAGUGCCUAUGCUCACAGUUUGGAGCUUCAAAUUGUGGGGAGGGGCUCCAGCCUGGUGUGUAGGGAUGAGGAGCUGUGGAGCCAGGUGGAAGGGCUAAUGAGGGACCGGGAUGCUCGAGAGACACACUGCCUGGGUCUCGAUCCACUGACCGUGAUGGAGGAGUCACUGCAGGCAGCAGCAGCAGCAGCAGCAGCAUCUAGCACACGAUGGGUCAAAGGCAGGGGAGGGCUGCAGGGCCUUGAAAGAGCAUUUGAGGUCCUGGAACAAGCGUCUCUGAACCUGCACCUCUGUCCCUGGAGGGAAGAGUACAAAGUGAUCAAGAUGUACUCUGGUGUGUUCACCCAUCAUAUCAAACCGAUGCUGUCGAUGCCACAGAUCGAGAAGCUGUUCGGCCUGCUGGGAUAUAAACCCGGCUCUCGGCCAGAACAGCUCCGUCUCCAGUCUCACAGAGUCAGUCCCACCUCUCUGGACGACCUCCUCUGCCUCUCAUGUGCCUUCUUCUUGGCCCGCUGUGAGUGCCGCCUCCUUCUGCUGGCUCUGGGAGAUUACGCUGGUGAGGUCCUGUGGGAGCUGGGUGUGGUGAGAGAGAGGCAGACUGGACAGAGUCUGAAGGUCGCCCUGGACAACACCAAGAAGAUGCUUGUAGUGGAACAGCAGCUGAUGGUGCAUGGAGAUUUGGAGGUGGAUCUGUACACAGACCUGCAGGAAAAUGGACGGCAGGCAAGGGCGGCGGUUGAUGACGAGAGUCCCCAAUCUUUAGCAUGGGACACUCACAAUAGGGCAUCUCCCCCUGCGAUCAAAACACAAAGCAACGGAAUUGCGUCCUUGCCCUCCCCAUCCACCUCCCUGUCCACCAGAGAGCCUGUCUGCGUCUCCACACUUAACUGCCAGCUUAAGACGCCACCAGAGUCACACGCCACCAGAAGCUCCUCAACCAGCGCCAGGCAGCGCAGGCGCCUCGCUGAAGACCGGCAGCCACACAGUCUGCAGGUAGAAGUCUGCAGAAGUGAAACUGCAGCAGAGCAAAUGUGCGGCUGUCUCCAAAAUCCUCAUGUGUGUGUUAAACUUUGUAGAGACUGCAACAGCCUCCACGAUAUCAGCUGUGACUCUCUGAAGCAUUGCAACACUGAGCGUCACUGCGUGAGUUUUCCUGACAAUCCAAAAGAAGAGAUGGGAAAAUUGGGAGCAAUGUCCCGUCAUACUGGAGUUAGGGCAUCACCUAGUCUCACCAGCAGCAGCGCAGCAAUGUCCUCCUUAGAUCUGAGGGAGGAGUGCAAAUCGAUGACCGCACCAAUCAGCUAUCAUGACUGCUGUGACCUCGCCCAGCCGGACCCCCAGGUCCUGUGUCUCAGCUGCAGUGUUUUCCACACUGGGUCCUGCAGAGGGAUUCAUUAUUGCGAAGCUGAAGAACAUGACACCAAGUCUCUGGGAGUGUGCUCCUGUGGAAAUAAAGCUUCAAGAGAUCCUCUGGUUCUGUGCAGAUAUUGUGGGAAUGAGUAUUGUAGGGAUUGCUGGUACAGAAAUCCUUUGACAUGCCCCUGUGGUGAAAGGUUUGACCAGUCGUCUUGUGUGUGAUUUAUCUGGAUAGUUGUGCAGUAAUAGAAAAAUCACAGUGCCUUAAAUGAAUUUAACUAAACAAGAAAUUCAAUUGUUGCCUUUAUACUGACAUGCAGUAUUGAGUGUGCUCCAUUUUUUUCUACUUGCAUCAUCUCUCCGAAACUUGCAUAGUUACCACUCUCAAGCUGUUUGAAAUGCUUUGUACUGUUCACACAUGGCGAUGUGAUAACAGCUUGUGCUUUCUUUUGUCACUUUAAUGUAAUCUUAAUGUAAAGCACACAGAAGUCUGUUUUCAUCUGUUAAUGCUGCCUGUACUGUUCACAGACUGGAUUAAAAAGGGUAGAUAUGUCA
Molecule: messenger RNA, 2227 nt
Organism: Labrus bergylta (ballan wrasse)
Lineage: Eukaryota; Metazoa; Chordata; Actinopteri; Labriformes; Labridae
Gene: spata2l
Product: spermatogenesis associated 2-like
Cellular component (GO): cytoplasm
Source: RefSeq, a predicted model, not a curated record